UCUCUACACCAAAGUUAAACAUUCUGAAGAAGCUAAGGAGCUCCUUCCCCUUCAUGCAAUCUUGCAUAGUGGCUUCAACCUGGAGACAAUGCAACCUUCACACACAACAAUUGGGUUUCCUCUGCAUCCACUCUUCUCUCCCACCUUAACUUCAUCUAUAUAUACCAAACACAUGAACCCAGAAAAAUAACACAAGAGCCUUGUCAUCAUCAUGGUUUUCUCUUAUUCAUGCAACGACCACGCACCCGAGAUUGUUUUCUUUGAUUUGGAAACUACAGUGCCCAAAAGAGUCGGAGAUCGUUUCUGGGUGCUGGAGUUUGGUGCUAUUGUUGUUACUCCUCACAAACUCAACGAGGUUGAGAGCUACACCACCCUCAUCAAACCCAAAGACUUGUCCGUAGUCGCACUGAAAUCUACCAGAACUGAUGGAAUAACUCGUAAAGCUGUUGAAAAUGCACCAUCUUUUGAAGAUGUUGCAGACAGAAUAUUCGGUAUCUUAAACGGAAGGGUGUGGGCGGGCCAUAACAUCCAGAGAUUUGACUGUCUCCGAAUCAAAGAGGCCUUUGAAUAUAUCAACAGGCCACCACCUUUACCUGUUGGAAUCAUUGAUUCUUUGAGGCUCCUAACUCAGAAGUUUGGAAGAAGAGCUGGUAAUAUGAAGAUGGCAUCACUAGCUUCUUAUUUUGGUAUGGGCCAACAAAAACACAGGAGCCUAGAUGAUGUUCGCAUGAACUUGGAGGUGGUUAAGCACUGUGCAACGGUGUUGUUUCUGGAAUCUAGUCUACCAAACAUGUUUGAAAGCAAAUGGUAUGAAUCACCCAGCAUUAUGACGCGAAGCAGAAGCAAUGGGAAAUCACCCUGCAAGGAAGAGACUAGUAGAAAAUCUCCCCCUAGUACACUAGGGAAUCGGAGGACUGUGCCCUAUGCUAGGGGAAGUUUGGGAAAGGUGACCGAAAGAGUGAAGGGCUUGUUGUGUAAAGCACAAGGGCAACCACCACUUCAACAACUUCUCAAGCAUUCUCAUUCAUUACUACGGUGAAGAAAGUGGCAUCAUGGAAGAGAAGAGAGAAGAAGGCCUCACGUUUUGGUUUUGUUGAGUUGGCGUAUAUUGAAAGGAAGAUGUGCAUGAACAAGAUGCCAGAAUGUUUUUCUGGAUUCUGAAGAAACCAAGGGGCAGCCCUAAUUCAUUUGUGUAGAACUCAAUUAAUUGUUUGAGUUGUGUAUAAUUCAUUCAUUCUUUUCAUAUUUCUAGAAUGAAAGAUGAUCAUUAACAACACAGUAUCUGUAAAUGAAAUAAAAAUGAAUAUUAAUUAACAUCAAUG
Vigna unguiculata (cowpea) is the source of this 1322-nucleotide messenger RNA. RefSeq names its product Polynucleotidyl transferase, ribonuclease H-like superfamily protein. Gene Ontology annotation, molecular function: 3'-5' exonuclease activity; nucleic acid binding. NCBI's taxonomy places the organism in Eukaryota, Viridiplantae, Streptophyta, Magnoliopsida, Fabales, Fabaceae. The record is from RefSeq and is a predicted model, not a curated record.